CCGAUACAUGGUCUUGUUUUAUUUUUCUACUUUUUUCUUCUCUCUUGUAAGGAAAGCUUUUGAGUACCUUCGAUUGUCUUGUCCACCUUCAAUAGAGCUUCCUUUGGAUGAAUUGUGAUCUCAUUCUUUAUCUCUCUUUUCUUCGUUUAAUUCUUAUUCUAUAUAUUGAGUGAAAUCUACUUGUGUUCUAAUUACUUUCAUUGACAGUAUUCCUAUGAACUGUAAGUUGAUUCCCUCUUUCAACUGCCCACUGUACGUUACCAGAUACGAACAUCUCGAAUUUAGAAAUUCCUCAGUUUUCUUCUAAUAUACAAGAAUAAGCGACUCAAUCAGUAUUUCUCUUUUUUCUGAAAAAUCACUCAUAAACAAAAAACAAACGUUGACGAAAACAAAACUUACGUCGUUGUUUGACUAGAAAAGUUCCGGUUCCUUGACAGAAGUCCUUUUUGAGACAUGAAAACAUUGCUCCAUGCCUGCAUCGUCUUCGAAUAAUUUGCCAGAUUCUGACAUAAACUGUUGUUUCCCUAUAAGUCAUUUCUUUAAACGACUGUUGAAACGAAGAUCCAUAUCAAUUCCCGUUGUUCGUGUGCAAGAAGCAACUCCUCGUAAUUCUUCUGUAGCUUAUGAUCAGCGUUAUGGAAAAACGACUCCCUCUUCUUCUUCUUCUGCUAGAUAAUGUCACGCUCAUUUGCUUCAGAGAAACACAAAACCCAACGAUGAAAUUGAGGAUGUUUCACAAUGCGACUUGGGCGCUAUUAAGAUUACGUGGAUUAUCCUUUUAAUUUUUUUGUCUUUUAAUCUUUUUCAUUAAAGUUUUUCGAGUCCUUUUGUAUGAAUGAUCUUUGGAAUUGGACUUUUUAUUUAUUUAUUUAUUUGCCUAUUUAUUCGAUAUCUUUAUCGUUUUUCUGAAUUUUUGACUGCUUCUACUAUUGUGUCUGAUGAUGACACUACUUCCUCACUGUUUACAAGGUCAGAAAUCCUACCUCGGU
Messenger RNA from Schizosaccharomyces cryophilus OY26, 989 nucleotides. RefSeq lists its product as uncharacterized. Lineage: Eukaryota; Fungi; Ascomycota; Schizosaccharomycetes; Schizosaccharomycetales; Schizosaccharomycetaceae. The record is from RefSeq and is a predicted model, not a curated record. The coding region runs from base 470 to 676 and encodes 68 amino acids. The transcript is spliced from 3 exons.